Molecule: messenger RNA, 817 nt
Organism: Ooceraea biroi (clonal raider ant)
Lineage: Eukaryota; Metazoa; Arthropoda; Insecta; Hymenoptera; Formicidae
Product: DNA-directed RNA polymerase III subunit RPC9
Biological process (GO): transcription initiation at RNA polymerase III promoter
Cellular component (GO): RNA polymerase III complex
Molecular function (GO): nucleotide binding
Source: RefSeq, a predicted model, not a curated record
GGGGUCAAUGAAUUAUUUUUUUACAAUUUCGUCUUGUGAUAUUUCAAUAAUCAAAAUUCGUAACAAUAUCAUGACUGAUCUACAUUUCUAUAAUACAAAAUACACUGCGUAAUAUAAUAUUCAUAUACAUACGGGGCCCAUACUCAGUACGUGUUUACCUUCAAUUCUCAGCCAAUCAGGUGGUUUUUAGGCCACUUUGUCAUUUUAUUUUUAACGCUUUUAUCGUCGUAAGGACGUUCUGAAUAUUCUUGUGCACCAUAACCUCGAAAUUGAGUACCUUGACGGAUUUUUCUAAUCGCUGAAAUCAUCCAAAAGCCUCUUUUUAAUUGAAAAGUGACGCCAUGAAAGUGGUAAAAGGUAACUGGAAUCAACUUCUGAGCAACUAUGAGGUGCUGAAAAUCUUGCAAAACACAAAAUCGUACAAGAAGCAAAAGAUGAAUCAACUGGCGACCAUUACUUAUCAAACGAUCAAGUAUCUGGAGGACACGCCAUGCAAAAAGCAGAGCGAAGAGAAGAUUGUAGAAUACUUGAAAGCAAUGGAAUCCAAAAAAUUAACGAAAGCUGAAAAGCUUACUCUCCUCAACCUUUGUCCGACUACUCCGCUUGAGAUACAAUUGAUGGUGGAAGAGAGCGAGGAACGACUAUCGGAAGAAGAAGUGGAGGCUGUACUGCAGAUCGUUACGAACGUGCGGGAAGACAAGCAAGAUACGGAACAAGAAACUUAAUCUAGCUCUCAACAUAGCUCAUUUAAAUAUAUAUUUGUAUGUACAUUUUAUUUAUAAUAAACAUGAAUUGGAAAUAGUAUAGCAUUAAAUAC